Adineta steineri is the source of this 1086-nucleotide messenger RNA. The record is from the annotation of a GenBank genome assembly. NCBI's taxonomy places the organism in Eukaryota, Metazoa, Rotifera, Eurotatoria, Adinetida, Adinetidae.
AUGAAUAUUAAUCAAUCUGGUCUAUGUCAUGUAUGCUGUAAUAAAGGUGCACAAAAACAUUUCGGUGCAAUUUGUUGUGCACCAUGUAAAAUGUUUUUUCGUCGAAAUGUUCAUUACAAUCUGGAAACAAGUAUAUGUCAUUUUGGUGGUGUAUGUAAUAUAACAAUUAAUACUCGACAUUCAUGUCGAAUAUGUAGAUUUAAAAAAUGUUUAUCUGUUGGAAUGCAAAAAGAAUUACUUCGUGCUUCACGUCUUCCAUCUAAUCAAAAUACUGUUAAAACUCAAUAUGAAUCAAAUAUUUAUCCAUUAGAUUUACUUCAAAAUGAUCGUUCAUUAUUAACAACAGAUCAAUGGAAUGUUUUAUCAAAUAUUAUUCAUGCAUAUGAUAAUACUUCACCUGUUUCCAGUAUUAUUGAUAUAUUAACUGCUCAGUCAACUUUUCCUUUAAAAAUUCGAAUGAAAAUAGUAGCAGAUAAAUUUCUAAAUGUAAUUAGUUCAGUUUUUCAUUCUUUUGGUGAAUUUAUUAGAAAAUUACCACAAUUUUCUGCUUUACAAACAAAUACUAAAAUUGAACUUAUUCAACGACAUUUUCGUACUGUUGGUGAAUUUGGUGGUAUAUUUGUUUUACGUGAAGCAAAAAUUUAUUCGAGUCCAAUAUAUAAAAAUUUCUUUAAUAUUCAUUAUGGAUCAGAAAUUCAUGAACAAUUUCUUCGUAUUGCCGAUCAACAAGAACUUGAUGGAACUAUAAUAAAAUUAUUUAUUGCUGCUAUUAUUUUUUCAACAUGUACUGAUGUUGUUCAACCAACAAAUUCUUAUCAUAACAAUAAUGAAAGUUUUUUAUCUUCAAAUAUAAAACAUUUAAUGAAUAUACAAGAUGUUUAUGUUGAAAUAAUAUUUAAAUAUAUGUUAUAUCGAUAUGGGACGAGAGAUGCAAUAUUACGUUUUGCAGCUGUUAUUAAAAAUUUUCUUGAUCAAAGUUUAUUUGUGAUCAAUGCUGGAGAACAAUAUCAAGUAAAAAACGAAAUAAUAGAAAAAAUUCGAUCAGAUAUUAUUACAAAUUCAAUAUUACAGACUGAACCAAUCUAG